Molecule: messenger RNA, 6514 nt
Organism: Carassius carassius (crucian carp)
Lineage: Eukaryota; Metazoa; Chordata; Actinopteri; Cypriniformes; Cyprinidae
Gene: acanb
Product: aggrecan b
Exons: 17
Coding region: 169-4476 (1435 amino acids)
Biological process (GO): cell adhesion
Molecular function (GO): hyaluronic acid binding
Source: RefSeq, a predicted model, not a curated record
CUAAACUUGUGCCCAAUUUGAAUUAGAUCCCUUUCUGCUCCUGACUCACACAGGGAAGGCAAGCAGUCUAAAAACGCAGGAUUUUAGACAUUUCCCAGAUAACAGAUUAAUGCAAUACACAAGGACAUUACAAAAAGCAAACAAGAAAAGACACUACUAGUUUGGUCAAUGAUGUCUUUGAUUUGGCUACUGUUUUAUGCAUACAUCCAUGCCAUUUCUGGCAUGAUCUUAUUUGGGGACAUUGCUGAUCAGGACAGCCCCAUUAGUGUGAGUAUCCCUGUUGAACCACCACUGCGUCCCCUAUUGGGGGGAAGCAUGAUUAUACCUUGCUACUUCCAGGACAACACUGUCCAGGACCCUGGCGCCCCAACGACUGCCCCACUUCCCCACCGUAUUAAGUGGAGCUACAUCUACAAGGGCAGAAUAUCUCUUAUUCUUGUUGCCAGUGGGGGCGUGGUGCAGGUUGAGACAGACUACGUGGACCGGGUUCAUUUGGUAAACUACCCCAUGGUGCCAACUGACGCCACCAUUGAGAUCUCAGAACUCCACUCCAGUGACUCCGGGACCUACCGCUGUGAGGUUAUGCAGGGGAUUGAAGACAACUACGAUUCUGUAGAAAUGCAAGUCCAAGGCAUUGUAUUUCACUACCGAGCAAUAUCUACCAGAUAUACCUUGACAUUUUUGAUGGCAAAGGCAGCCUGCAUCCAGAACAGUGCUGUUAUUGCAACUCCCGCACAGUUGCAAGCUGCCUAUGAUGAUGGAUACCAUCAAUGUGAUGCUGGUUGGCUUUCAGACCAAACUGUGAGGUAUCCUAUUCAUGAGCCAAGGGAGCCUUGCUAUGGAGACAAAGAAAAUUUCCCAGGAGUACGAACAUAUGGAGUCAGAGACAUCAAUGAGACCUAUGACGUGUACUGUUUUGCAGAGAAAAUGUCAGGCAGUGUGUUCUACUCUAUGUCUAUGGAGAAGUUCACCUUUGCAGAGGCUGAAGACCAGUGUGCAAAUUUGGGGGCCCAACUGGCCACCACAGGGCAACUCUACCUUGCAUGGAAGGCUGGUAUGGAUGUGUGCAAUGCUGGCUGGCUGGCAGACAGGAGUGUGAGGUACCCCAUUAACAUAGCUCGACCCCAGUGUGGUGGGGGGCUUUUGGGAGUGCGAACAGUGUACCUGUUUCCAAAUCAGACUGGUUAUCCAUACCCGGACUCCCGCUAUGAUGCAAUAUGUUAUGCAGAAAAAGAAGAUAAGGUUUCAACAAAGACCUCACCAUUUCCUAAAAUAUACACUACCACGGAUUCCAUGAUCAGUGUGGCUACAUUCACCUCGAGCCCUUCAGACUAUACUGAAGAGGUGACCACAGAAGGAGAGGUCCGUGGUCAGCUAGUGACAGAAGAGCCUCUUAACACCACAAGCAUAGAAAGUCCUCUACCUUUACUUCCCAACAUAACUGAGGUUGAGGAGGACAUUAUUAAUGUGGCCACGGCUCUGCCUUACUUGGGACAUGAGAUUCCCAUGGACAAUGACACUGCUGAAACUAAGGGAGUGGUAUUCCACUAUCGUGCUGACUCCAGACGCUAUUCUUACACCUUUGAAGAAGCACAAGUAGCAUGUCAGAAGCUGGGAGCAAUCAUAGCCACCCCUGAGCUUCUUCAGGUGGCUUAUGAAGCUGGCCUUCAUCAAUGCAGUGCAGGUUGGCUAAAGGACCAGACUGUCAGAUAUCCAAUUGUGAAUCCUCAAAAGAAGUGCGUCGGAGAUCAGAAGGACCUCCCUGGCAUACACUCUUACAAUGUCAGGCCUGCACAUGAGCGGUACGAUGUGUACUGUUAUAUGGAUCAGAUAAAGGGAGAGAUCUUCCAUGUGAGCUCAUUAGCAGGCUUCACCUACUAUGAAGCUGUUGCCCAUUGCAUAAAACUGGGAUCUACUCUUGCUUCAACUGGAGAACUGUUCGCCUCAUGGAAUGAGGGUUUCCACAAGUGCAGUCCGGGCUGGCUGUCUGAUCGCAGUGUCCGCUAUCCUGUCCGCAACCUAGGCUUUGGUUGUGGUGAAAACAAGACAGGAGUACAUACUAUUUAUACUCAACCAAACCAAACAGGCUUCCCAAACCCAUACUCCAGAUAUGAUGCAUAUUGCAUCAGAGCAAAUCUGUCUAUCCUGCUUGAUGAAGAUUUGAUGAACACUACAAAGAUAGGGAUGGAUUUUAACAUGACAGAUAUAACAGAGCUGCUGAGACCAGUUCGACCAAUUGUCCCUCCCUUGCUUGUGGAACUGUCUGGAUCUGGAUCGGGUUCGGGCUCAACAUCAGCAUCAGGUGAUCCUGAUUCCAGUUCUGGGUACAUGUCAGGGAGUGGCAUACCCAGUGGGAGCAUAUCCAGUUCUGGCCAAAGUGGUGAUGGAUCAGGUCACCUUGUGAGGUACCAAGAAGGUGCAGAUACACUCAUGUGGCAAACUUCUGCCUCGGGCAGCACUAUGGAGGCAAGAGAAGAUAGUGGCAGUGGCAGUGGUGUUAUCAUUACUUCAGUAUCAUCAGGGGAUCAAGAAUCUGGACAGGAAUCUGGACUCUUUUAUGAACAAAGUGGCAGUGGACCUUGCAUUGGAUCUAGUGGUUCAGGAACAAGUGGAUUCUUCAGUGGUGAGGAAUCAAGCCUUCCAUCAGGAUUUGGCAGUGGAUCUAGUGGUUCAGGAACAAGUGGAUUCUUCAGUGGUGAGGAAUCAAGCCUUCCAUCAAGACUUGGCAGUGGAUCUAGUGGUUCAGGAACAAGUGGAUUCUUCAGUGGUGAGGAAUCAAGCCUUCCAUCAGGACUUGGCAGUGGAUCUAGUGGUUCAGGAACAAGUGGAUUCUUCAGUGGUGAGGAAUCAAGCCUUCCAUCAGGAUUUGGCAGUGGAUCUAGUGGUUCAGGAACAAGUGGAUUCUUCAGUGGUGAGGAAUCAAGCCUUCCAUCAGGACUUGGCAGUGGAUCUAGUGGUUCAGGAACAAGUGGAUUCUUCAGUGGUGAGGAAUCAAGCCUUCCAUCAGGACUUGGCAGUGGAUCUAGUGGUUCAGGAACAAGUGGAUUCUUCAGUGGUGAGGAAUCAAGCCUUCCAUCAGGACUUGGUAGUGGAUCUAGUGGUUCAGGAACAAGUGGGUCUUUCAGUGGUGAGGAAUCGAGUGGGUCGGGCUUCUCUGGUGUAUCAUUUAUAAACACAGAAAUGAUAGAUCUGACUGCAAGUCCUUCUGGAGAACAGGAAUUGUCUGGUGUUUCUCCAUUCGACUUGACUGAUGUUAGUGGUUUCAGCUCUGCUUCCAGCUCUGCUUUUGGAUCUGGUUCUGCCUCUGGAUCUGGCUCUGCCAUUGGCUUCGGAUCUGGCACCAUCAUUGACUUUGCAUCUGGUUCUGCCAUUGGCUUUCGAUCUGGCUCUGCUUCUGGAGCUUCAGGUUAUCCCAGCGAUCCCUCAGGUGAGGUAUCUGGCCACAUUCAGAGUCAGGAUGGAAAGAUUGUCAUUCUAACGGAUGAUGAGGUUGAGUUGAUGUUUAGGCCUACAAUUGGAACAGAACAGGGUCGUGGAUCCGUGGAGAUCAGUGGAGAGGGCAGUAGUCAAGAACAUUAUGCUGAGGACCUCUCCAUAUCUCUUUCUAAUAGUAGUUCAUAUGAAGAUUAUUGGAGUGUCAAUGAAACUGUUGAUCUCCUACCAGAAGGACAAAAUCAACUUAAUGUCAUCACUGAGGCAUUUGAUGUGACUGAUCAGUCACCACUGAACACAACACCAUCCACGACUUCUAUACUCAUUACUUCACCUUCAGCUGUACUACAAACACCAAAAGCUAUGGAGGAACCAUCUUUAACUGAUGCGGUACAGGGAUGUGCUGAGGGGUGGAUGGAGUUCAUGGGCAGCUGUUAUAUUCAUUUUGAUGUGCGUGAGACCUGGACCACUGCUGAGCAGCACUGUCAAGAGCUAAACUCUCACCUGGUUAGCAUAUCCUCCCAACAAGAACAAGUGUUUGUAAAAAAUCAAGCUCGUGACUAUCAAUGGAUUGGACUUAAUGACAAGGAUGUGCAAAAUCAGUUUCGCUGGACAGACGGAAGCCCUUUGGAAUAUGAAAACUGGAGACCCAAUCAGCCAGAUAAUUACUUCAGCACCGGAGAAGACUGUGUUGUAAUGAUAUUGCAUGAGGAUGGCCAGUGGAACGAUGUACCCUGCAACUAUCAUCUUCCUUUUACUUGCAAGAGUGGACCUGUCACAUGUUCAUCACCUCCUGAAGUGAAGAAUGCCAGGAUGUUAGGCAACAGCAAAGAUCGCUACCCUGUUAAUUCUAUCAUUCGAUACCAGUGUGACAGUGGAUUCACACAGCGCCACCUUUCAGUGGUACGUUGCUUACCUGACGGGCAGUGGGAGGAGCCUAAAGUGGAAUGCAUAGGAGGUGAAACAAACAACAGGCUACGGAAAAGAUCCCUCAAGACACAUCCCAAAGCAGUCAAUAGUCGGACGUGGACGAAAGUCCUCUAAACAAGACAAAAAAAAACACCUCAAAAUAUUCAGAGGACUGUUAUUAAUAAAGAUCAUCUCAAAGACAAGGGAAUAACUUAUGUAAUGACAAACUUUACUUAGUCCGUCUGGCUGAUUGGUUUACUAGUGCUACUCAGAGCUCUGUUUUGGGGAAAAGAAAGAUUUUAUUCCUCCCACUUACGUAACUUCUGGGCCACAGGACGAUAAUCUAAUCUAAAAAGAAUAGACUUAAUUUCACAGAGCCCCCCUUGAGUUUUCACUUUAAUUAUUACAUAAUCACUGCUUAGUCCCUAAUAUUACAAGCAAAGCACAGAAAUUUACUUUACCAUUAGUGCCAGUCUUAAAAGGUUUCCUCCAGGCCACAAGGUAACACUAAUGUGUGAAUAUUUUCCCACUUUCUCUCUAACAAUUUGCACAAUCCAAAACUGUGAUGUGGCCAUGUAUGUUCAGAAGGGAAGACUACUACUUAGUGAAUAUGGCUAAGUAGUACUGCCUACAAUUUUAAAAAUAAAUAAAUAAAUGAAACAAGUGAAAGAGUAGGCAUUGACAUGACUAUCACAUGACUUAUUAUUACUCUGCAUAUGAGCGACGGUGACAAAAUUUGCAUACAGUACUCUGCACAGUAUACAUUCUACAGCAAUAGUACAGGUAGUGUAGAAUUAUGCAGAAUAAACAUAGCCUCUACAAUCCCCAGUUUUGCCCCUUCAUACUUAACAAUAACUGAUGAUUGGAAAAUGCAUUUUUGAAUAUGUAGAAACACAAUAACAGUAUUGGGGCAUUUUUAGAGUUUAGUUUUGUCACAUACUGUUUGCAUUUGAAUGUAAGUGUUUGUAUCGAGCUCCAUAAUUACCUUAGCUUAACUUUUAGGUUCAUGCAUUUACAUGUGGCAACAUUGGCCUUGCAUUCCUUUUUAUUUUAUUCAAUUUAAAAGGAGGACACAAGGGGUUGUGGGCAAUAUUAGCCCAAACAGCACAGAUGAACUUUGGAAAUCUGCCAGAAAUAGUGUACCAUGCUGGCACCUUUGGCAUACUAUUUUCAACAUAUUAUGAUUGCAAAAAAAAAAAAACCUUAUCUGGCAUACUAUUCACGGCAGACAGUAUGCGAAGUGAACAUCUGUGCAUUAGAUAGCACAAAGGUUAUACUGUCUGUGUACCUCUGGGUAACAAAAAAAACAAGACAAAAGGCUUUAAUGACCACAGCUGGACACAAUUACAUUUAAGUACAUUAGUAUUUCAAAUUCUUUAAUUAAGAUGUGUCUUUUUAUGUAUAUUGUUGUUUGUUGUAGUUUAAAUGUCUAGUUGUAUUUCUGUGAAACUGUGAAAGAUACAUUCCCCAGCGUUUUGCUUCUGAUUCUAGGUCAGCUUGCAAUAGUAUACAAAUGUUUACUCCGAUUAGAAAGAUUUAUUAAUUCACUAGCUCAUAUGAUUCGGCUUGGCCUACAAAACAGAUUUAAGCUCAUAUAUUGCCUAUAGAGACAAACAUACAUUUGCAAAAAAGACAGGAUUACAAGAUGAAACUUUUUUAAUUGCCUAAAAGAGUUUAAAAAUCCAUAGUAAUAGCCAACACACAUAGUCUGUGCCACAAUGUUGAUGGAUAGAGCAAUUUCUCAUUAAUUUUGCACUGUCACUGUCAGCCCUUCGCUGAGCUCAUAUCUGUCUUAGUACCCCUAAAAUAAACAGACUAAAUGUGUGAAUAGUCGAUUUUUCUUUUAAUACCAGAGAGUGGUAUUAAAGCUGAAAUGUGUAAUUUCUUUACCGCUAGCAUCAACACACUGCAACUAAUAGAUGUUUUCAAAAAGCUUUUCCAAACAUUCUCACCCUCUGCCAUUGGUCAAACAAACAGACAGUCCCACCCAAAAUGACUCCUAUUGGAUGAGCCAAUGUUGCUGUUGUUGGGCUGAUCAGGAUGUUUAAACACACAGUCACACUGUUCACACUUUUCUGGGAAAUAAACCUACCAGCGACUUACUUUUAGUUCUUUCUGCAUAUUAAACUGGAAUGGAAAACAUUUUAGCAUUAAAAAAAACAUGCACUUCACA